GCGCCCCAUUGUGGUCGCCUCCCAUUUUAGAACCCGGCGCGGAUGAGGCUCUCCCCACGGAAGGCAGGAGGGUCGGGCGGGAUCCCAACCCGGGCUACCUGGGGAGCGCCCCUAUCCCCCAUGAACAACCAGGCACGGGCCCCAGCCCCUUCCCCGGUCCGGGCCUCGACUCCGGCCCGGGCCUCGACUCCGGCCGGGGGUUCGACUCCGGCCCGGGGUUCCACCCCGCCCAGGACCUCCAUCCAGGUUCGGACUCCGGCUCUGGUCCCGGCCUUGGACCCGAUCCAGACCCCGACUCGGGUCCGGACGCCAACUCCCAUCCGAACCCCAAUUCCUGUCCGGACCCCAACUCCUGUCCGGAUCCCGUCACCGGUCCGGGCCCCUACACCGGUCCGGACCCCAACACCGGUCCGGUCCCCGACUUCGGUCCGGGUCCCGACCCCCGCCCGGAUCCCAGCCCCGACCCCAUCUCGGGUCCUGGUUUCUGCCUUGGAAUCCCUCCCGAACUCGGCCCUACCUUCGGGUCCGCCCCCGGAACCUGAACCCAAGCUCCCGCUGUCACCUGAACCCAAGCUCCCGUUGUCACCUGAUAAGGGUCCUGCGCCAACCCUGAGGGUGAAGCACGUCCCAUCCCCAUCGGUCGCCAAUGGAUUUGGUCCCAUCCAAGAGCCCCUUCCUGCCCUUACUCCACUGGCCACCGAUUUACUGGGCCCCCCCCUCGGGUCCACUCCGGAGGCAGACCUAUCUGCCACCAAGCUGACAGAUUUCUCUCCUGGACACAUCCCGGGGACGCCCCUCCUGGGGGCCAUCCCCUCGUUAGCUGUCGCGUUACCGAUUUCUACCAACGCAUUCGCCUCCACCAGCGAGAACAUCCAAGUGGACAACAAGAUCAUGAUUCGAGUUGUUUACUGUGGCCUCUGAAGCUAUGGUCUUCGGUACAUCCUACUGAAAAAGAGUCUGGAGCAGCAAUUUCCAAACUGUCUACUCUUUGAGGAGGACAUAUCUGCCCAGGCUACAGGGGAGUUUGAAGUGUUUGUGGAUGGGAAACUGAUCCAUUCAAAGAAGAAAGGUGACGGCUUUGUGGAUGAGACCAAGCUGCAGAAAAUUGUAAACCUUAUCAAUGAGGAGAUCAAGAAAAGGUAGCAGGCAACUGGUGAGCUGGAGGAGCUUCAGCAGGAUGGUGAGAAGGGCUGAAAUGUCGCCAAGUCAGGUCCUUUUCUGAUGGUGGCUGGGGCUGGGACGAGGUUGAGGAGGGAACUACAUACAGAGUCUGCCUCCCUGUGUUCUGGUCUGACUGUGUCUGCUGUCGCCACACUCACUCCUGACGUCUGUGGAAGCUGCCUGCUACCUGUUACCGUGCUCCCAGCAUCUCCUGGACCCCGGGCGGGAGAGGGGAGGCCAGCUCUGAACAGAAGGCUAGUCCUGCUGCUCCGCAGCUUUGCUCCUGAUGGUCUAGCCUCUACUCCUCAUGCUGUCGAGGUCAAUUUCUUUCUUUUGUGGCAUCUUCAUUUCCCAUGCCCUGGUUUGGAAUUUGAAAACUUCCCAACUCAUUGGCAUAUUUAGGGGUUGAGACGGAAAUAGGAAUUGUAGCAAGCCUCAGACCCUUGACAUCCCAAACUUCACUACAUGUCGGAGUUCACUUUCUAAACCCACAGGUCUUAGAAUCUCAGUGCUGGGAGGGGUCUCGAUGACCUGGGAGAGGGCUGUUUGUGCAUUUAGUGGACAGCGAUGAGCCUCUUACCCUACAUCUGGCUCUGUGGGGUCACUAGGCACACGCCAGAAUGUCCAGUGUCAGGUGAGGGAGUCAGGCCUUUACCACGGAGUCGCUGUGUGACCGCCAACAAGGGACACCACCUCUCGGAGUCUCAGUUUCCCCCUCUAUAAAAUGAGUGUCAUCAUUACUGCUUAAUUGUGAAAUUUCCAAAGUCUGGCACAGAGUACAUAGGUUUCCAUUAGAAGUAGACUUCAGUUAGGAGUGCUCGUGCCUGCGAGUAAAGCAAGCUGGACUGCCAGUGGCUCGCACAACUGAAAAAACAAUUGUUUUGCUCGUGAAUUGGUGGGAGGGGGCUGGGGGUCAGCCAGCUGUCCGACAAUGCCAUAGGAGACCCAGAGUUCUCCUACAUUUCUUUCCCACCAUCAUUCAUGUGUGAUGAUGCAUUGGCUUGAGGACUCAUGCAUAUUGUUUCAUCGUGGUGCCUCUACCCAGUAUGUCUGUAUUCCAGGCGGAAGAGGGUAGAAGGCAAGGACAUGCUUGCGGUGUCACUUUAUUAGGAAAGAAAAACUCUCCCAGAUACGCCAGCCAGUCUAAUGUUGUGACUCCAAGACAGACCUCUGCCUCCUGCCCACCCACCCGCAGCCCAGCCUCCCUCCUCCCCUCCCUCCCCUCCCCUCCAGCUCACUAGCUGUCUGCUACCUUUUCCUGACCUCAUUGAUAAUGUGUACAGUUUUCUGCAGCCUAGCUUCAUCCACAAAGCCAUCUGGAUCAUGAGACAGGGAAUGAUUCAAUCGAGAUUGAGUAGGGAUAGGAGGCAGCAGAUGAGGGCACUGUCAAGCCCAAAUCCUAACAAAUACACUAGCACUGGGAGUGUGUGAGUGAGUGAGUCUAAGGGUUUGACUCUAGAUUUCUUCGUCAUAAGGUAAAUAUAAGAAAUCAUAAUAAGGUAAUACAUACUUUAAUAAAGAUUUUUAUUGUAAGCAGAAUUCUAAGGUGACCCUCAAAGACCCGCACCUUCGUGUAAUCCCCAUCCCUUGAGUGUGGGUGGGACAUGUGAAUAUGAUGGGACAUGUAUCACUCCCUUGACUAUGUCGCAUUAUACGGCAAAAAGAAUUUUGCCCUGAGUUUGAGUUAAUCAAAUGGAAGAUUAUCCCGAGUGGGCCUAAUCAGGCAAGCCCUUCAAAGAGACAAGACGCGUCGGAAGAAAGUCUCCUGCUGGCUUUGAAGAAGUUGUGAGAAGUUGUGUCUAGUUGUGAGAAGGCCACUUGGCUGGUGCCUGAGGAUGACAUCUGGAUGUUGAGAGUGACCUCUGGCUGACGGCCAGCAAGAAAGUGGGGAUCUCAGUCCUACAACUGCAGGGGACUGAAUUCUGCCCACAGUAGGAAUAAGCUUGGAAGCCUCAAGUGAGGCUGGAGUCCUGGCCAGCCUUGUGAUUUCAGCCUGGUGAGACCCUGAGCAGAGACCCAGCUAACCCAUGUCUGGAUUCCCGACCAUGGAAAUUAUGAGAUUUAGUAAUUAUGAGAUUUAAUAUAAUACAUUUAUGUUGUU
This is a messenger RNA of Hippopotamus amphibius kiboko, 3262 nucleotides long. RefSeq names its product selenoprotein V (gene SELENOV). Gene Ontology annotation, cellular component: cytosol. The record is from RefSeq and is a predicted model, not a curated record. Gene Ontology annotation, biological process: response to selenium ion. NCBI's taxonomy places the organism in Eukaryota, Metazoa, Chordata, Mammalia, Artiodactyla, Hippopotamidae. The transcript has 6 exons.